This is a messenger RNA of Micropterus dolomieu (smallmouth bass), 1214 nucleotides long. RefSeq names its product ring finger protein 181 (gene rnf181). Gene Ontology annotation, cellular component: cytoplasm. NCBI's taxonomy places the organism in Eukaryota, Metazoa, Chordata, Actinopteri, Centrarchiformes, Centrarchidae. Gene Ontology annotation, molecular function: ubiquitin protein ligase activity. Bases 134 to 607 code for a protein of 157 amino acids. The transcript has 6 exons. Gene Ontology annotation, biological process: protein ubiquitination. The record is from RefSeq and is a predicted model, not a curated record.
GCGGCUCCCUGCCGUGAUUGGACACAGCAUCACGUGUUUAACAUCGUCAUACCCGGAAAAGUGACAUGUUUAUUGUUGCUAACCGUUUCGGGUACCUUAAUGCAAGGAGGGCACAAACGUUGGUUGGACCGAAAUGGCAUCCUACUUUGAUGAACACGACUGCGAGCCCACCAACCCCGAGGAACAGUAUCGCCAAAAUGCACUGCUUGAACUGGCCAGGUCUUUAAUACAGGGCUUGGACUUGUUUGACUCAGGGGCGUACGACUUGUCAGACUGGGACCAGCGCCUUCCUCCUCCGGCUGCCAAAACUGCUGUUCAGACCCUCACUGUGGUCAUCAUUUCUCCAGAGCAAGCAGACAAAGGGCUCAAGUGUCCCGUGUGUUUGCUGGAGUUCGAGGAACAAGAGACGGUGCGAGAAAUGCCUUGCAAACACCUUUUCCACUCAGGAUGUAUUCUGCCCUGGCUGGGCAAGACCAACUCCUGUCCGCUCUGCCGACUUGAAUUACCAACUGACAAUCCAGAGUACGAGGAGUUUAAAAAAGACAAGGAGAGAAGAAAACAGAGAGAGCACAGGCUGGAAGACCUUCAUGGAGCCAUGUACACAUGACAUGACGGUGCUGUGGUGCAGGUGUUUGUGGUGCAGUGACAUUUUACCGAAACUUAUGACAAACGAAAGCUUCAGGAAUUGCAUAAUGCUGCGUUCAUGUCAUUUCGUAUAGAAUAUACUUUCAAGCAUGGCGGUGGGAAGUAACGUCUCAUAUUUGUACUUACAAGGCAGAAAUAUCUCCCAAGAAGUAUCAAGCAGCUCUAUCUAAAUAAUAUCCAAGAUUACAAAUCUAUAACACAAUAAAGACGAUUAAUUACUAUUUAUAUGGUGUGACCACAAGGCUAGCAAUCGUUCUACGCAUACUAAUAAUGUGUGACCGCCAGCAACUGUUCUUUCCUAUAAUUUGACAAGACUUGAAAGCAGCAUAGGUAACUCGUUCAGUGAAAACUGAAACUGCUUUUUCUCUUAAGUUGGAUGAAUGCUUUUUUUUUCUGACUAGUUAGGAUGAAUAUAUUUUGAGAUUUGAGCACUGAAGCACUCAAACAUUUCAGCUCAGACUCUUCAUUCCUUUUUUAUAUACAUUUAUGAGCUUUAAACGCAAGAAUCAUCUGUUGAGCUGUAAUUGUCUAAUUGAUAUGAAUUAUUUAAAGACUGGAAUAUGUUUUAA